Anneissia japonica is the source of this 1193-nucleotide messenger RNA. RefSeq names its product basic salivary proline-rich protein 3-like. Lineage: Eukaryota; Metazoa; Echinodermata; Crinoidea; Comatulida; Comatulidae. The record is from RefSeq and is a predicted model, not a curated record. Bases 843 to 1193 code for a protein of 116 amino acids. The transcript is spliced from 3 exons.
GCCGUAAUCAUGAAUUUUCUAAUUGCUGUAUCCGCCAAUGCGGGCCUAUAUAUUUAUCCAGCAAUCGUCUCGGGUGAUACAAUAAAUGAGGAUAAUUUUGACUAUGAGGAUAAAUUGCGCCCGAUGAUUAUGGUAAUGGUGUAGGUGAUGAAGAUGACAAAGAAUGAUAGCAAGCUUUCUAGAAUGAUAAGGAAUAGGCUACGGCUACGUCAUAAAAAAGAUGUUAGCCAAUCCACGCUCCACCCCCUACAGCAUCUGUCACAACUGAUAGGCCAUCCAUGCCUUUUACACGAACCAGCAAUCAUGUUCAGCUCGUAGGCCUAUAGGCUAUUGUUUUCAAAAUUGCGAUCAUUUUAAAUUUUAUUUCAACCUUUUUCUUGUCAAAUAUCUUAAUCCAUUAACUUGAGUAACCCUUGGCCUUGUUUGGGUUGACUGAACAUAACAAAAAAAAUAAUAAUGAAAAUGACGUAGGCCUAUUCGUAUUCGUUAUCUUUUUCGCAAGGUUGCGAAUUCCCCUUGGUGACGUUCAUGACGAUGAUGAUGCUUAUGAAGAUGAUGUGGUGUUAAUUUUAACACCGACAGUUUUUAUUUUAUCCCUAUUUUUAUUUGCUGUUCAUAAGGUAGGCCUACGUAUGUGAAAAGCUCUGUCCACGCUAUCAAAUUUUAUGUGACCAAUAAAUUUAAUAUGCCCAUAUUUGAGGGUAGGCCUCAUUAUGACAUCAUCAUGAUUAUGUAUGGCACAUCAUGUUUACAAGGACGGCGCUGUUUUUAAUAUUGUGGAUAUUGAUACGAACAAAUAGUUGGCCUUCACAACAACCUCGACAUAGCUUUUAGUGAACAUCAUGGAAGCCCCACCACCGUAUGCACAGGGAAAACAUCCACCACAACAGUAUGCACCGCCACCCCAGCAGGGGUAUGCACCGCCACCCCAACAAGGGUAUGCGCCACCACCUCAAGGAUAUCCAAUGACUCAAGGCUAUGCGCCACCACCCCAACCCCAGCAAGCAUUUGCUGCCCCGUCGGCUGCAGGAGGCGGUGUUGUCGUUAUAAACACCCAGCAAAAUUCUGCCCCUGCACCAGCCGUUCACACUACUAUUAUUCAGGAACGAAGAGUGGACAUCGGUAUAAGCCUGUCACGGCAAAAAUUGGACCGUACUAAAAUCGGUCCGCAUAUGACCUUUUCUGACCGCUAA